Lasiosphaeria miniovina is the source of this 228-nucleotide messenger RNA. RefSeq lists its product as uncharacterized. The transcript is spliced from 2 exons. Lineage: Eukaryota; Fungi; Ascomycota; Sordariomycetes; Sordariales; Lasiosphaeriaceae. Bases 1 to 228 code for a protein of 75 amino acids. The record is from RefSeq and is a predicted model, not a curated record.
AUGGGUAGGGGCAAGAUGGACGACGCCGCAGCGGAGAGGAUUCGUAGGGCUAGGGGUGAGAAGGACGAUUUUGCCAGGCGGGCUGCAAUGGCUGCUCGGCAGAAUAAAGGAAGCAGUGGCGGCGGCGGAGGCGGCGGCGGUGGCAGCAGUAGCAGCAGCAACAGCGGCCAGAAAGGCAGUGGAAACAACGGAGGCAGUGGCGGAAAGCAGGGAGGAGGAUCCAAGUAG